Messenger RNA from Paramormyrops kingsleyae, 2922 nucleotides. RefSeq names its product mucolipin TRP cation channel 3a (gene mcoln3a). NCBI's taxonomy places the organism in Eukaryota, Metazoa, Chordata, Actinopteri, Osteoglossiformes, Mormyridae. The record is from RefSeq and is a predicted model, not a curated record. Gene Ontology annotation, molecular function: NAADP-sensitive calcium-release channel activity. Gene Ontology annotation, cellular component: lysosomal membrane; plasma membrane.
UUUUGACUCACUAACUCCAAAGUGGGUAGCACACAUCUUUAUAGUUUAUGAAACACAUGUUGGCAUUUUUUGAAACAGAGCCUGUCUACAAAUUAUCAUGAAGUUCCCUACCACCUGUUUGGCUACAGGAGUGUCACAGUUGCCUGACAACCAAUGGGAUCACAACAAGGGGCGUGGUUUACUGGAACUGGGUUGGAAAUUGUGUACAUGCUGUCAGAGGUACCCUGUGGAUCCACAUUCCAUUACAGUACAAAAGUUGUUUGGCAUAAGUCCUAAACCACAGACCAUGUGACACUGCCAAAUAAUUAAUGUAUUUGGGUAAAAAUCUGUCAGUAAUCCAUUUUUACAAUAUUACAGGCCUAUUGUUAACUUAUAGUAUUAUAUUGCUAGUUUGCUUGGUGCCAUAAGAAAAUUAAGUGCCAUGAGAAGGAACAAGUCUUUUAGAGUAUAAGGAAGCAGAUGAAGAAGAUUAAAGUCUUGAGAAGAAGAAUGAAAAGAAUGGCAACAUUUUUAUCUUUGUGUUUGUAAUGUUUUAGUCUGUGUUUGUCUUUCUUUGGAAGUAGAUGGACCUGAAUGCCGUGUGGGUAACAGCCAUAGUUUUACAGGUCGAUUCGGAGGGAUACGAUUACAGCUGCGGCUUCUCCACGUCCCGUUCUUGGCUCUGAGAGAUGGAGAGGCAGAGGGCUUUCCUGGACAGCCGGAGAAGCCCUCCCAGUGACAGCGGCUCCGCCACCUCCCUGAAUGCCGAUACUGUUGAAGAUUUCAGGAAGAAACUCAAACACUUCUUCAUGAGCCCCUGUGAGAAAGUCAACACGCAAUGGCGGAUAUCUUGGAAACUGCUUCUACAGAUCCUUAAAAUCGGACUUGUCACCACCCAGCUGAUCUCCUUUGGACUCAGUAACCAGAUGAUGGUCACAUUUGAAGAUGAGAUUCUGGUCACACUCAGGCAUCUACUUCUGAAAGGAUAUAAUGACAGAAAUAUUGAGAAUUAUGCCGUAUACACAAAGUCUGAAGUGUAUGACCACAUCCAUUUUAUUGUUGAUCAGUAUGUAAAUUUGUGGAAUCUUUCUGCGGGCAACCAUGCAUACGAGAAGGACGGCGGGAAGUAUACGCCCCUUUCCAUAUGCCAAGACUUCUACAGAAAGAGCCUGAUUUUCCCAGAAAAUGAGACCUUCCACAUUGAUCCCCACGUUGAAUCAGAGUGCUCGGACAUAUAUCCAUCGCAGCUCCUUGCAGACCCUACAAUUAUGAAAAAACAGUUGAAUAUCACUCUGGAUUUUAAAAGGCUGAUUAGAAUAAAAAUCCAUUUCGCACUGAAGGCCAUAAACGUGCAAACGCUUUUUCAUCAGGAGUUGCCCGAUUGCUACGUCUUCGCUGUGGCGACCACGUUUCACAACAUUGCUCAAAGUGGACGCAUCAAAAUGACUCUGAACAGCAAUACUGACAUUAAAGAGUGUAAAGACGGGAAUGUUACAUUCACGUUUCCCAGGAACAUCCAUUACCUUACGUUAGAUUCUUUCAUCAUCCUCAUCUGUUUGACGUCACUGCUUCUGUGUGUCCACUCGCUAAUCAACGGGAUUCUGCUGCAGUUCGAAUACACUGCCUUUUUCCGAGCCCUGCGCAAAAAUGUACCACCAUGGUCAGAUCGCAUGGAGUUCGUGAAUGGCUGGUAUAUUCUGAUUGUACUCAGCGACUCCUUGGCAAUAUCAGGCUCUCUCCUCAAAAUCGGAAUCCACCUGAAGAAUUUUACCAGUUAUGAUGUCUGUAGUAUUCUGCUGGGUACAGCCACGCUGCUGGUCUGGACAGAAGUCAUCUGGUACCUCAACUUGUUUCAGAAAUAUAACGUCCUAACCCUUGCGUUAAAGGCAGCCUUUCCGAAUGUCCUCCGGUUCUGCGGAUGUGUCAUCAUGAUCUAUCUUGGUUACUGCUUCUGUGGCUGGAUUGUAUUAGGACCUUACCACUCAAAAUUCCAGACUUUGAACACCGUGUCUGAGUGCCUGUUCUCCGUCAUUAGUGGAGAUGUCUUCCACACCUUCAAGAACAUACGGAGAUCGAGCUACCUGGUGUGGCUCUUCAGCAGACUGUACCUCUACUCCUUCGUUUUGCUCUUCGUCUACAUGGUUUUCAGUCUCUUCAUCUCGCUUAUCACAGACACAUGCAACACCGUGAAGCAGCAGCAGCAAGACCGCCGGACGGAGUCGGCACUGAGGGCGUUCAUAGACUGCAAAGACCUGCCGGAUUCAGGGAAGUUCACGCUGGACAAGGAACCGGAUUCAUGCUCUUUUUGCAGCUGCCUUCGGUGUGUCACGUAGCCUGUAAAACAGACCUUAUCCAGAAAGGGUUGGUGUGUAUGUGGGUUUUCGCUGCAACUCCUUAAUUAGAUUACUAAUUAGAGGGCUGAUUGGCUGAAGAGUGCAUGAACCUGGGUUUGAACAGCUGACCUAAAGGUUACCCCAGAAACCUGCACACACACCGGCCCUUUGCGGAUAGGAUCGCCCACCCGCUGUUAAAGGCAGUGGUGGGAAUAACUGCCCUUGGAAGUGAGCCGGAUCAUAUGGCUCCUUCACCAUUCAUUUUUCGUCCCUUCUUACAGGGUAGAGGUUACUAGGUUUAUCUACAAAGUAAUCAGUGGGAUAAUGAUAGGGCAAGAUUUGGAUCAGAUUCAAACUUAUAUCCCACUGAUAUGAUCUCAUUUCUUAUGUGUGGACUAGGUUUAGCUAGAGGAGGAGGUGCCAACUUUGAACAUUGAGUUUGCAAACAGUAACUAGCAAAUCCUGCUUAUUCUACCUUUGAGGACCAUAAUGCGAUAAUCGAUACCUCCUGCGACUGGCUGGUGCUACUGUUGAUAUAAAGGGGAGUGGAAGGAUUUAGGGCGGGCGAUGAAAUUUGGACAGAACAAUAAAAAGAACAGCUUAAGUACGA